Molecule: messenger RNA, 12093 nt
Organism: Paramisgurnus dabryanus
Lineage: Eukaryota; Metazoa; Chordata; Actinopteri; Cypriniformes; Cobitidae
Source: RefSeq, a predicted model, not a curated record
UUGUUAAACAUUUUGAAUGGAGAUUAUGUUGUUGCCCUACUCCCGACAGGUUUUGGGAAAAGUUUAAUUUAUCAACUAUUACUGAUCGUCAGCGAGAAACUGUGUGCAGUACAGCUUGACGUGCACAACAAUCGAGAUAUCAUGGAAGGAAAUUUCAUUGUUCACAGUUAAUGGUGGAGGACGCGUGGGCAAACAUUCUUUGGUGACGUUCCUGAUUAACCAGAAAAAAGGUGAGCCCUCGGCGGUUCCAGCUGUGGACUAUUGGUUCCAUCAGAGUGAGGGGGUUUGAGACUCGGCUUGCGUGAGUCUCCAGCAGGCUGUGCGGAGACAUCAAGAUCAAGCCAACCAACAUCGCUCUGACCCCCCUGAGUACCAACCUGGCCCAAAGGUUUGGCUCUCCACCCAGGAUAUCCGCCUCCGUCAGCCUUGCCAUAAGUUGAAUCCUCGUUUCAUCGGCCCCUUCACUGUACAGAGGCAGCUGAAUAAAGUCACCUACAGACUCAACUUACCACCCGAAUACAGGAUCUCACCUUCCUUUCAUGUCUCCCUACAAUAAUCCUUCACUGACCCUGUUUCUCAUUCAUCCACAGAUCCUGACACCACAGCUGUGUCUCCUUCUCCCGUUCCUGUGGCAGAGGAGCCCAUCUACCGAGUCCGCAACAUCAUGGACUCCCGGCGGCGAGGUCCUCGAGUGGAAUCCUUAGUGGACUGGGAGGACUACAGCCCAGAGGAAUGGUCGUGGGUGCCCCUUGAGCACAUCUUGGAUCCCACUCUCUUCAUUCAGUUCCACCAUUAUCGUCCGGCUCCCAGGGCCCAAGGUAGACCUCGCCGCCAUAUUCCCCCCUCUCAACAGCCGUCAAGAGCCGCCUGGGGAGGAGGGAGUACUGUCAGGAUCCCAUCACCAUCAACAUCAUCAGUCACUCCUCCAACUCGUUCCCUCUCCCCUGAAUUCUAAUCACGUACACCUGUUUCCCAUCACCAUACCCCUUUAAAUAUCUCUCUGCUCCCUUCACUCCUUAUCUGGUCUCAUCACUUAUGGACACCAAGAGGCUGUUUACACUUGGCAUUAACAUGCGUUUUCGUCGAUCGGAUCACAAGUGGACGAAGUUAAUGCCAGGUGUAAACGGUGUUCAAAACGUUUUGAACGCGUCCACUUUCGACCACUUUCAACCACAUCCAGAGGUAGUCGAAACCACUUUCGAUCGGAUCGCUUUGGAGUUGCGGAACGCAAAUGUGGUUGAAUGUGUUCGAACAGCCACACGCGACCACCUUCUCUCCGCCCAUUUAUCUAAUCUGAGGUAUUAAACACAAGUUUUACGUCUUUUUUUGACUUCUGGCGUGAACAUACGGUGAACAGCGCUAUUUUUAGUCUUUCAUUGAUAAAACCACUGCGGGUGUUCUCCGUAGUUUCGUUUUGAAAGCGUGAAAGUUGCGUGAUCCUAUUUCAUCAAUUGCACUGAAAAUUCAGAGAAAGCUCCAACAUAUAAACGUACAAAACACUGUGCAGCAUGUAUACUUGCUAAACAAGCAGCGGACUUCGACAUAAUAUUAGUUUGCGUCCAUAUAAACUCAUAAUUACUCCCGCUCGCGUGUGAAUGACAGCAGAGAGACUCGCCCACCGUCUCACAGACCACCCCCUCACAGUAUUCAGGACAGAAGCGUUCGAAAGUGGACAAAAGAGACGGAUUUAAAUACCAGGUGUAAACGUAAUGUGUCUCUCUCGUCCACUUGUGAUCCGAUCGAUGAAAACACAUCUUAAUACCCAGUGUAAACAGCCCCCAAGACUCACUCGUACUACUCACCUUGGACUUACCUUCUCCUCCUUGUUUACCCUCCGGGAAUCCUCUGAUCAUCUCCUGAAAUAGAGACAUUGUUAUUUUACAGCUAUGUGCAUUCCAGAAACUUUACUUAUCCUAUUUACUCACAUAUUGUUUCUCUACUUCAGUGUGUGUUCCAAUAAAGUAUUAUAUCACUUACCUUCAGUCUACUUCCUGGCUAUGAGUGUGACAGUGGGACUGUAAGUCAGACUUGGUGACUGCAGCACUUGGACUCUAUGCUCUGAUUUGAAGAUCGCUUUCUGCAAUAAAGGCUACAGCUCAAAAAAUCCAAGUCUUCUGGUUUUCACUAAAAAGUAGGGGUGUCCUCGACUAAGGAUUUACAUAUUCGAAUCAAAGUUUUCGAAUCUUUCCAUAGUCGACCGAUAGUCGAAUCAUCUAUGUUUGUGUGCAUGGGUUGGGAGGGGGCCAGACCAGGUACAAAUUGGUAACUUUUAUUUUCUUUCACAAGCAGCACACAUAAACAACUGUCUGAUAAAGUGCCCAAAACUGUCUUUCAAGUAAUAAACGAAGACAAAACUGAGGAUGCAUUUAUAUAUUUUUUAAGGUAAAAUGUAAGGCAACAUUUGUUUAAUUAUUCCUCAUAACAUUUUAAAGCCACGAUCUACAGAACAUCACACAAAAAUACAUUUGAUAACUAAACCUAAAAAAAUAACAAAUGUGAUCCUGCCUUGGAAACUCCGGCUACAAUUCAGUGUUUUUAUUUAAUUUGGAGAUAGCGCGUCAAAGCAGUCAUGACCAAAAAAAACCGACAAAUGAGAAAUGACAAAUAAUUUGUGAUUGUGACUGUAAAUUAUAAAAACUAAUCUUUAUAUACAAUUCAUUAAACUUUAAUUAAUAACAAGAAAAACACUGAAAUUAAGGAUUUUAUAGACACUACGCGUUAUUAUUUAGCACAGAAAUACCUGCUUGCUUGCUUUGACUUUGAUCAUCUCUGUAUUAACUUUAGAUACUAAAAGACCGGAUGAUAUUAUUUAUUUCAGGAAUCUCUUUGCUAUCAUUUGAAAGUGAACACCGACUGACCAUAAUAUUAAAUCACAAGAAAGACAUUCGUGUCAGGCAGAAAUAGGUUCGGUGCAGAUACUAAUUUCCAUUUCAUCACCGAAAUAAAAAAACGGCUUACCUGUUUUGUAGUUUAACUUUAAGAUAGACAAUAUAACCACUCUGUUUUAAAUACAUUUUAAAAACUUCUACUCGUCGAAAAACAUCCGUUUUUUAAUGUUUAGUUUGAUGAACUCCUAAAUAUGAGACGGAUGCAGAGCACCUAGCCCAGCACAAUAGCGCAACAUCGAUACAACGCAAGCUAUCCAAAAUUUACAUACUUAAAUUAGAUCGGAAUUUACGUUUAUAAUAAAUACAAUUUUUUAAUAAAAUAAGGUCAGAAGUAACAAAGUGAAGAACAAAUAUGCAAAAUGCCUCAAGUGCACGGAAACAAAACACAAGCCAAAUAGUUAAAUCAGAUAACCCAAAGUGAUUUAUAAAUAAAAUAAAAUAUAGAAAUUAUUAAAAGAACGAAUGGCGUAAUAUAAUUUGCCAGCUUUGUCUUUUAAAUGUCGAAACAAAGAGGCAAGGCUUUAUUAACAUAGAGACCUCUUAUGGACGUGAAGCCCGGUCACAGGGGUUGUUGGAUUUAUUAACGCAUUUAAAAAAUAUUUAUUGAAAGCUGUUGGUAUGUAUGGCCGGGUUGCGAUUUUGGCGCUAUCGUAAGUCUUAUGAAUAGUAUGCCAUACAGACCCGUUUGCCACUGAACCUGCAUUAACGACGACAGUGGGGCUUCCGGCCUUAGUCAAACGGGUUAACACGUAUGGUCGGGUUGCGAUGGUUUUGGCGUUUUCUCCUGGUCCUGUAAAUGGUAUACAAUAUAGACCCGUUUGCCACUGAACCUGCAUUAACGACGACACGACAGUGGGGCUUUAGGCCUUAGUCAAACGGGUCGUCAGGUUUCAUUUUCUCUUAAAGAUCGGAAGGUGACCCUUAUUUACCAUAUAUACCCUCGCAUUGGGCCCCCAAUUUGCUAAAUCCUCAACUGUGGAUAACAUAAUUAUGCCGCAAUAUUUAGUCUGUCUGGAACUAAGCUGAGUUAAACCACAUCACUGUGUGACACUUCAAUACAUAUGAACGGCCGCUACGCUAAUACGAUUUUGUUUUUCUCUCCCUGUCUCGUCCUCGACCCGAGGACGAGACAAACAGACCCAGUCCCGGUAGAUGUGAAAGUCGGCACACCUCUGAUCUACUGGCUGUCCUUCAACGUUAUGCCCAGCUGAUGCCUGACCAACGAUCACCGGCAGAACCGCUUAAUCUCCGCUAAAUCUCCAUUUCCGUUCUCCCAAGGGUUUUUCCCUCCUAGGACUUAUUUUUCCUCGGAUAAAAGCCCGGGGUUUUUUUUUUUUCUCCUAGGGGGUUUUUCACCCCGGGGAGGCAGCCUUUUUGGGCUUUACCUAGCUUCCUCUUCUAUACGUUGCUUUAGUAAUACGUGCAAUUAUAAUAUUGAGUCAUAGCCGCAGCAAAUUUAACUGCUCAUGCUAUCAUGUAUUCUGUUGUGCUAUCUGUCGUUUUCUGUGCUUUUCACUGCUUCUAUUUAUGUAAAGCUGCUUUGAAACAAUUGACUUUUGUGAAAAGCGCUAUAUAAAUAAAAUUGAAUUGAAAAAAAAAAAAACUUCACAUAUUAUUUGCAGCAUUAUCAUAAUAUGCAGUAUAUUAAUAUAUUGUGAGAAAGCUGUUAUAUGUGAAAUCAUAUAAUGUGUGCACCCAUACGGCCAAAAUUGAUUGAUCCUCAUUUCAUAACACAUAUCUGCGACGAUUCGACUAUGAGAUUGGUAGUCGAAUCAGGCUUCUCCUAUCGAUGCAUCGAAUCUUCGACUAUUCGGGGUCACACCUACUAAAAAGGUUUCCAAACGUUUUCAUAAUGUUGGAAUAAGAAGUUUAAAGAAUGUCAUGAACAUACCAAAAUACCUUUGUUUAAAUAUAUCUUAUUAGUGUUUUGUUUUAUAAUGGUAGGCAGGGCUGAAUUGGUAAUCGGCAUACAGGGCAUUUUCUUGGUGGGCUGACAUACAAAGUAACACGUCAUAAACCUUGGUUGUAUGGUCAUGAUGUUCUUUAAAAGUCUUAUUUCAAGGUUUAACAGCUAAAGAAAACAUAUCACAAAUGUUGCAUUUUGGUCUGGUUUUGUUUUCGCAGUGAACAGAUUUUUAUGAUUUGUUUUUUACUACCUAAAGAAAAUGUACUAAUUAGGUAUUUUACAACAUUUAUAAAACGUCCUUUUUUCGUUAUUUGGGGUGUGAUUUUUAAAAGUUUUCAAAAUGUUGUACUGCAACAUUACCUAAUUACAAUGAAAAUAAAACGUUGUGAAAAGUUUGAAAAAAUUUUUUUUUUUUAAUCUGACCAUAUCUCUUUGUCCCCUGCUGAAAAAAAAAACAAUGAAACCAUUACAGGAAAUGUAUUUUUAUUGGUUCUUAUGGAAUAUGGCCCAAAACACACUACAGUGUAUUGUUUUUUGUUUGUUUCUAAUGGUAUGUAUUAGUUCUAUUGGUUCUAUGUAUUGGUUCUAAUGGAAUAUGACCAAAAACAUGGUGUUAAUGGUAAAAGCUAAUGGUUCCUAUUGGUAUUUUAAUGGAAACCAUUAGAAUUUUCUGUAAUGGUUUUAUUGUUUUUUUCAGCUGGCUCCUACGUUGUCCUAUCUUUAUAACUUUAAAAGCGUAAUGUUGUGUCUUCAUUCUUUAGCAAUUAUUUUCCCACCCCUUCUUUUCAUUUAGUUUACUUUAUAAAUUACUUGAUACAAUAGUUUGUGAUGUUUUCUGGCCAUAAUUGAGACGCGUACUUGUUUUACUUAAUCCAUUAUAAAGAUGUGAGCGUCUUCUCUCUCCAGUACAGCAGGAGGCGCUGCAGCUCUUUAGUCCGCAGAUAAACUCACUAAAGAAAGAAAGAAAGAGCGCGCGUGUGAUGUGUUUGUGUAUCUUCAGUGUUUUUCUCUCUUGUGUGUUUUAUUGAGUGUAAACAGAGUCUUGUCUCUGUGUAUUUAAGUGUUGAGACGUUGAUGAUGUGCUGUGCUGUAAAUGAGUAGGAACUGAUCUGUCCAUGCUGGAUAUAUUGAUGAUUUCAUCACAGAAACCUCUCAGCUGAAGAAAGAGGUGGCGUUACUGGAGACAAAGCUGAGGUCAAGAGGAGAUUUAGCAAUGAAUCGAGAGGAUGUGGAUUGUUGUGAAUCUUCAGUGUAUGUGACUGAUGAUGGGAUACUGGAUUCAGUGUGGAUGAGCAGAGAUCAGAGCCGCACACCACAGCCACUGCUGGACUCUAAACUCUCUGAAGAGAAAUCCAGACACACACAGGACUCCGAUCUCAGUCUGACUUUACUCUGUUAUACUGAGUCAAAGCCCACAGACACUCAGGACACUACAGUGUGUGACAGUAAACAGAGCUUACAGGAGGAUCAAACCUCCACAGAGUCUCUGGAUUCUGUCUGUAACGCUGGAGAACAGCAGCAGAUCCUGCAGACCACACUGAAGAUGUGUUCAGUUAAACUCAUCGACUGCAGGAACCUCAUGAUGAAGAUUAAAACUGAACCCACAGAAAUCAAAACUGAACCCACAGAAAUAAAAACUGAACACACAGAAGAGGAAGAUGGCACUGAGGAAGAAGAUGAUUUUAUUCCAUCAGAUGUGAAGAGUGAUUCAUGUUUGGAUAUAGAAAUAACGUCCUCAACAUCAAAAGAGCGACUGACAGCACAAACUCUUUCCUGCAUCACCUGUGGAAAGACAUUCAGCUCACAGAGACUUUUAGAGCGACAUGAGAGAAAACACACAGAACAGAAACUCUUCACCGGAUCUGAGAUCAGCUUUACUACCUUACAAGAGAAUAAACUUCAUUCAGAAGACCACAGAGAGAAGAAGAAGAAGCAGUUUCACUGUGAGCAGUGUGGAAAGAUUUGUGUCUCUUCCUCUGAUCUAAAUGUUCACAUGAGGACACACAGUGGUGAAAAGCCUUUCAACUGCACUGAAUGUGGAAAAUACUUCAAAACCAAACCAAAUCUUAAAGUUCAUCAGAGACUUCAUACUGGAGAAAAACCUUUCAAAUGCUCUCAGUGUGACAUGGCGUUUGCUUGUCCAAGUAAUUUAAGAGUUCAUCAGAGAGUUCACACUGGAGAGAAACCUUAUCACUGUAGUGUCUGUGGGAAGAGUUUUAGUCUAAAGUCUAACUUACUAAAGCACCAGAGAGUUCAUACAGGUGAAAAACCUUACAAAUGCUCUCAGUGUGAUAAGACGUUUGCUCAGUCAGGUCAUUUAAAAGCCCAUCAGAGAAGUCAUACUGGAGAGAAACCUUACGUCUGCACUCAAUGUGGAAAGCGCUUCUCUAAUUCAUCUCAAUUCAGAGUUCAUCAAAGAGUUCAUACUGGAGAGAAACCUUAUCACUGUAGUGUCUGUGGGAAGAGUUUCUUUAAUUUACCUCAAUUCAGAGUUCAUCAAAGAGUUCACACUGGAGAGAAACCUUACGUCUGCACUCAAUGUGGAAAGCGCUUCUCUAAUUCAUCUCAAUUCAGAGUUCAUCAAAGAGUUCAUACUGGAGAGAAACCUUAUCACUGUAGUGUCUGUGGGAAGAGUUUCUUUAAUUUACCUCAAUUCAGAGUUCAUCAAAGAGUUCACACUGGAGAGAAACCUUACGUCUGCACUCAAUGUGGAAAGCGCUUCUCUGAUUUAUCUCAAUUCAGAGUUCAUCAAAGAGUUCAUACUGGAGAGAAACCUUAUCACUGUAGUGUCUGUGAGAAGAGUUUUAGUCAACUGGCUUCAUUACUAAGUCACAUGAGAAUUCAUACAGGUGAAAGACCUUUCAAAUGCUCUCAGUGUGACAAGACGUUUGCUUAUUCAGGUCACUUCAAAGUCCAUCAGAGAGUUCAUACUGGAGAGAAACCUUAUCACUGUAGUCUCUGUGGGAAGAGUUUUAGUGUAAAGCAUACCUUACUAAAGCACCAGAGAGUUCAUACAGGUGAAAAACCUUACAAAUGCUCUCAGUGUGACAAGACGUUUGCUCAGUCAGCUCAUGUAAAAGUCCAUCAGAGGGUUCACACUGGAGAGAAACCUUACGUCUGCACUCAAUGAGUGCGUUUACAUGAACAGUCUUACGCCGAUUAUGCUUAAUAAACUGAUAACACGUGGGGUCAUGUUAACGCGUAAAGCGGUUUUCUUUAAUCGGGGAAAGCACAUAAACAGCGUAAGCAAAAACCGAUCGGCACAGGUAGUUUUUUGCUCAUUACGCCGAUUUCGCGUGGCAUGUAAACACCUUAACCGGCUUUCUCACGGUUUUGUCCAUGUGCGCAUGUCUCCGUGUAUGAAAGAUAAACGUCACACGCGGAAGCGCAAGGUAACGCAUAAAAGUCUCCGCUCGACUAAAGCAGUUGGCAGAGAAACUGUGAAAAUAAAAGCUCAUGUUACAUUUACAGGUUUUGCAGACACGAGGAGAUAUACAACAAUAAGUAAUACAGAUAUGUCGUUGACUUUUUGAAAGACUAUUGUGUACUAUAGGUGGUGACAUCACUGCCUGCGAGAAAACUGAUAAUUUUUCAAGUCCCAUGUAAACGCAGUUGUCCGCAUAGCUGGCUUACUGACUUGCAUGUAAACACAUGAAAACAGUUUUCUGUAAUAAGCAGAUUUUUGAUAGAUAUCCGCUUAUUCUGUGCAUGUAAACAUACUCAAUGUGUAUCUCAAUGUGAAUCUCUAAUUCAUCUCAAUUCAGAGUUCAUCAAAGAGUUCAUACUGGAGAGAAACCUUAUCACUGUAGUGUCUCUGAGAAGAGUUUUAGUCAAGGGUCUUCAUUACUAAGUCACAUGAGAAUUCAUACAGGUGAUAAACCUUACAAAUGCUCUCAGUGUGACAAGAUGUUUGCUUCUUCGUCUAACUUAAAAUCCCAUCAGAGAGUUCAUACUGGACAGAACCUUUAACUUUCCCUGCCAGAAAAAAGUUUCUAGUGCCAGCAUUUUCAUGAUUUUCACAAAAGUUUAAUAUCUUCCAGAAAACGUACAAUAUAUCAAAUGAAAAAACAGACCCUCUGCCUUAAAACAAAAAAGACGUUUCAUCCUACCUUCAUUACUUUUCUUGUAAUCACUUCUCAAAUAGGGGUAGGUUUCUUGAAAAACACAAAAUGUUGAGCAAAAAGCUGAGAUAAUUGCAUUUUUGUAAAGGACUUUUGAUAGAGAUCCAAUUUAGAGCGAUCCAUAAAAACAUACAUGGACAUACAGCUGUUUGUCCUAGGGUAAUACUUCUGAGUUGUAUAAGUUGCAAAAGAGCACCACCUGGUGGAUAAUAGGGGUAUUGCGGAAAGCCAGAAUUACUCGUCAUUGGCAGGGAAGCAUUUUUUUCACUACAGCAAUGGUGAACAGACCAUGGAAAACCGGAACGUGAAUAAUAGACUGAGGAGAAGAGCAUCUAAAUCGCUAACAGAGGGGUGUGUGGUGUGCUGCUUUUGGGCUUCCAGGGCCACUUUUAGGCUGCAACUAAACUUAUAUGAAUGCAGGUAAAGGCGACAAUGUGAUAAACAAACUGGUUGGGUUUAGGGAAAGGGUGGGUUUAGAUGCUCCAACAUAUCUUUAAAACCAUAAUUGUUUAUGAAACCAUUUUUAUUUUUACAAAUGUAGAAAAUAAAAUGCAUUUAAUCUGAUGUAUGAGGCAAAGAACCUUAAAACGUAACCACAGGUCAUAAAAGCUUUGGCCGCUAGAGGGCACUAGGUCCCUAUCUGUUGUAUUAUGGUGCAUGCAUAAACAAACUAUUAGGUCGUAAUUUUUGGAGGACAGCAAACAUACUGUAAUUAGGGAUGCCACAAUUCUCAAUACAUUAUUGAAUCGUUCGGUUCGACACCCACGGUGCAGUACGCGCAUGUGAAUUGUGGUUUUUUUGUUUGUCCAUCCAAAUCUGUCAGUUCUAUAUUCCAUGCACUUUUGUUAAUGUGCGGUUAUAUAGACGGUUUCAGCAAUAACAACAUAAACAAGCGGCUGUCGCGGUACGCACGUAACUUCCGGUAAACUCCGCUAAUAAUAAAUAACAACAAAGUACUUUAAACGUAGUUUAUUUAUAUAACAAGCAAAAAAACAACAACACAUUGAUUACCUAGGAAACCAAAACAUUUGUUAUUUUAGACGAGGCAUUUGUUCAAGAGAUCAGUUUAGCAACUAGUCAGACCAUUAAAAAAAAACAAAACCGGAAGUAAAGUUCGGAUCCAGACGUGAAUCGCGUGCGUGCGAUGAAACCGUCUAUACGACACAGCAGGUGUGUUCGACUUCAUGCGGCGCUGCGCAGACCGAUCGGCGGCUGACUUGAAGCAGUGCAUUUCCGGUUAGUAUUUCUGUCCGACUUAAGCUGGCGCUGCAUAUGGUUUUUAUGUACCGCGAGAGCGGUUCGAGAUCAGCCGCCUGAGUUAGCCAGCGCAGUUCCCGAAGAGGAGCUGCACGGGCUGUAAUGACGACACAGCUGUUUCAAGAUUGGUCGGAUUCACCACAUGACAACAAUCACGUGUGUUUCGUGUGUAUUUUCACGCCCUCAGUUCCACAAAUGCUCACAAAUCUGUAUUUUUAUAACAGUUAAAGCUCUUUUCAUGUAGUCGCGAUGUUAUAUUGUGUCAUCUUCAUCAAAAUAAAAUGGAUACAAAAAUGUAGACCCAACUACAUUGGUAUUUAAAUAAUUUAUGCUUCUGUUAAACUUUAUUCUUGUAAAAACAGAUGCUGUAAGCCUCUUCAGUUCCACUCAUGCUCAUACACGGACAUUCAAAACAGUAUAAUUCACUUUUUAUGUAGUUUACAUCUUACAAAUCAUGUUUAAUGCGAUUAAGCAAGCAAACGGCACGUGAUCAGCCAUGCCUGACGUAAAUGCAGCAAACUACGGGAACCACAGCGCGUCCGACUUCACGUCUCCGUUUUUAGCUCCUCCCCGCCUGCACGCGGCUAAUCUCGCCGAUCGGUUACAUCCAGCCACAGCCGAUGUCGAACACACCUAGCGAGUUGAUAUCCAGUCACUGUGUGCUACCUGCGUUAACUCUGCUUGAACUCUGCUUGCAAUGCUGGUGUCAGAUUUCAUUCGCGUGCGCACAAACCCAACAGAAAUACGUCAACAAAAAGCAGCAGAACGACUGUCUUUUAAAUCUGAGGUGUGGAUUAAUUACUUGCGCGUGUAGAUUACAUACAACAUCAAUGUAAAGAUGCAAAUUCGCGUGGGGCAAUGUGAAUGACGCAAAUUGGGCUUGUUAUUGAUGCAAACGCGCGUUAUUUGCCUCAAACACGUCUUCCGUCCUCAAAAAGCUCAACUCAAGAAGAGAAUGCGCCUGAUGCUAAAAAUAAAUCCCACCAGUAAUCUUGAUUGAGGAACGCAUUUUUGGUUUCUACACAGACAGCAUGUUGUUGGAUUUAACAGUAGUGCAGUAAGGUAUAGCCUUAAUUUACAAUGUAAAGUUUAAUUUACUAAGUAUAGGUAUAUAAAAUGGCCAAUUUAUGUAAUGUAAUGAAUUCACAUGUUCCCCAGUUUGAAUAGGAUAUCAUUUUUAUAUGUCUUUAUUUAAUUAUAUCUUAUAUAAUUGUAUCAAUACACUAGAAAUGUUUAAGAUGAUUUUGCAUUUACAUAAAAUAAAGAGAACUGCAAUUAAAACCAGUAUUUUUGCUUCUUAACAUCUCACUGUUCCAGUUUCCUAAGCAUAGAAUAAUUAAAAAACACUUUAAUAGGCCAAGGCAUCAGAACCGAAACCGAACAGAAAACCGUGGACAAGAACCGAAAAUUGUAUUGAACUGUGAACUAAGUGUAUUGUUGCAUCACUAGUUACUAUAUACAGUAGUGUUGUUUUUCAUUUUUUAUUGACACAUUUAUAAUUUUUAUAUAAUCUCUUUUAUAAACUCUUUUGUUAUGUGUCAAACUCGUUUAUUUUAUGUUGUGUGCUAUGUGAUUUUAAGAAUUGGUUUCAAAGUCUUAAUGUCAUGGGACCAUAAUGUCAUUUAUUGUCCAUUAACUUGGCUUGGAUAGUAACACACUGAGAAAGAAAGUGUUCAGAUUAUUCAGUAAAUGCUUUGUUCAUUUUUCUAACAAUUACGUCUUCUGACUUCUGCUAUAGGCCUAUAUGCAAGCAUGUCACACUUUCACUGCACAGACACCAUAUAUUGUAUAACAGGUUUCUUUCUACUUUAUUAUUAGUAUUUUAAUGAUAAUCACAGUUGAAUGUAAUGUUGUAAAAAAACAAAGUCAUUGUACAGCUACAGUAUACAGAUGAAAAUAAAGGCUUUAAACUUCAACUGCA